Messenger RNA from Oppia nitens, 595 nucleotides. RefSeq names its product protein mago nashi homolog (gene mago). Gene Ontology annotation, cellular component: nucleus; catalytic step 2 spliceosome; exon-exon junction complex. The record is from RefSeq and is a predicted model, not a curated record. Bases 152 to 595 code for a protein of 147 amino acids. The transcript is spliced from 2 exons. NCBI's taxonomy places the organism in Eukaryota, Metazoa, Arthropoda, Arachnida, Sarcoptiformes, Oppiidae. Gene Ontology annotation, biological process: RNA splicing.
CUCGAGUGUCGACACCUCUACUCUCAUGUGUUUUAAACAUUCAAACCAUUUUGGAAAACAAUUAUAUUAUAAAUAAAAGACAAUAUAAUAGUUAGUAUUGAAUACAAAUUGGGAUCAAUUGAUUCAUACCAUUGAUAUAUCAUCACAAGUCAUGGCUUCACAAGACUUUUAUCUUCGCUAUUAUGUCGGACACAAAGGAAAGUUUGGACAUGAAUUUCUCGAGUUUGAGUUCAGACCCGACGGUAAGAUGAGAUACGCCAAUAACUCCAACUACAAGAACGAUACAAUGAUCAGGAAGGAGGCAUUUGUCCACAAAUGUGUGUUGGAUGAGCUCAAGAGGAUCAUCGAUGACUCGGAGAUCAUGCAAGAAGACGACGGCAUUUGGCCACAACCCGAUCGAAUUGGUCGUCAAGAACUGGAGAUUGUGAUCGGCGACCAACACAUUAGUUUCACGACCAGCAAAAUCGGAUCAUUAGUCGAUGUGAACCAAAGCAAAGAUCCCGAAGGUCUUCGAUGUUUCUAUUAUUUGGUUCAAGACUUGAAAUGUUUGGUUUUCUCAUUGAUUGCUCUUCACUUUAAAAUCAAACCGAUUUAA